Messenger RNA from Talaromyces rugulosus, 486 nucleotides. RefSeq lists its product as uncharacterized. Bases 1 to 486 code for a protein of 161 amino acids. The transcript is spliced from 6 exons. Lineage: Eukaryota; Fungi; Ascomycota; Eurotiomycetes; Eurotiales; Trichocomaceae. The record is from RefSeq and is a predicted model, not a curated record.
AUGAAUACUGCGCUCUUCACUCAAGAUGAUGAUUUUGAGUUACAAAUCUACGACGACAAGGACAAGCCCCCAUGGAGAACCCCCCCCCCUCUUCCCCCCCCCGGCCGCGGAGAAGAAGGCCAAGAAGAACAAGAAGGAAGAAAAAAUGUUCAAGCAAUUUAUGGCAAGAAUGAAAUGGGUAUUGCUAUUUCAAACAAAAUCGAUGCAAGCAAUGAUACGAUUCAAUUAUAUAGACAGCCGACGACAACGACAACGAAGAUGCCGAUAGCCCCGAGGAGGCAAAACCUCAAAGUUCGACAGGCCCCAGAGACCGCACUUCUCAUCCCUCUCCCUAACGACUCAGAGAACGAAGAAGAAGAAGACGGGGAGAAGAAGGCCUUGAAAAGGGCCAAGGAGGGAAAUCUACUCAAACAAGUAAUUGAUGACCAGAAUGAAGCGGGUACUGUUCUAUCCUAUCCAAAAGAACUCGAUACAAGCAAUGACUAA